This is a messenger RNA of Linum tenue, 261 nucleotides long. The record is from the annotation of a GenBank genome assembly. NCBI's taxonomy places the organism in Eukaryota, Viridiplantae, Streptophyta, Magnoliopsida, Malpighiales, Linaceae.
GGGACGGUGGACGUGAACAUCGAUACGGUGGCGGGGCUCCGGUCGCCGGAGAACCCGAGGUUUCUGGUGGAGAUCAUCGACACUUUCGUGGCUCACUCUGCAACUGUUGUCGACCGGUUGGAGUCGGAAAUCAUGGGAGGUGGAAGGGUGGCGGCUGCUUGCCUCGAGUUGCGACGUGCUUGCGAUGACUCCGAUAAGCAGAGGUACUUACUACUGCCACUAUCAUCUUUGGAGGUUGAUGAACUUGCCAUGAUACGGUGA